AUGCGCUCCUCCUCUGUGUCGCGCUCAUCCUCGUCACUGCUUCCUCCUCCGCGACAAGCUCCUCCUCGUCGCUGCGCUUCUCCUACGCGCCACUUCCUCCUCCGCGACACGUUCCUCCGUGCCAGAAACAUAGCUCCCAGAAGAAAAAAAUGGCUGGUUCCCUCGACUCAGUGCCCGACCAAUGCACAAUCAGUCCCCGACGUUGGAAACAUCGACGUCAACCUAGAGUUACCAGUCAACGCGAGGAUCGAAUCUAGAUCACUUACUCUGGAGGCAAACCUGGGUGAACUUCAGCGUUUGGUGAAGGUGCAAAACUCAAGCGGUGCGACCCCGUUGAUCGUGACUUCAGGAACUACCACUGCUGUCACAAGCUUUGCGGGAAACAAUCACAGUGUUGGACGUCUACAUGCCUGCCCUGACAAGGGAACCACUACCACAAUAGGUCAAAGGGAUCAGAAAAACCAAACCUACAUCCACCUGACCAAUGUAGCUGACAAAGGGAAGGGUAUUAUCGAAAACGAUUCCAGGUACAUGUGGAAUGUGAUAAUCCCCAACUCCCUUGGUUAUGAUGAUGACAUUGUCAUCGAUGAGAACCUCUCUACCCCACCUCUGGUUGUUGGUUGUAGGCGCAUGGGGCUGCAAUCUGGGACUAUGAUGCAUUGGGAACUUGGCACACCUAAGCUGAGCCUCGGUGGGAACAUAUCGCGCCCCUGCAUCGAGCAACGGUCGACUGAUAAGAUCAUGCAGGCAUUUAAUGACUUCCCAGGUUUUGAACAACUUGACCGCACAAGUGUCGUCUGUGAGGUGUUCUCGCAUUCAGCUACACCCUUGUGUGCAAACAAGAUACUUAAAGUGGAGUAGGCUGUUUCUUUCUCAGACCAGCCCCAUCAUCUGAUAGCUACUGUGGAAGCUACAAACCCAAUUCAACCAGAGUCGGCAGGAAAGUCGAUAACUCGACUGAGUCAGGGCGAGAGAGGGGUCAGGCAUCCUAGACUCAUCUCAAGGCUUGAGUCCCUUAUCUUUCUCAUACCCAUGAGCCAUGAGAUGGUCUUCGACCCAACUGCUGAUACGGAUCUAACUUACGACGAAUGCCGCAUCGCUACUUACGUCUAUGCAAAGAUAGAUGAUCUUGAUAAGGUACUCUUCAAAUUUUAUGAGUUGGAGGUCGCUAGGGACAUGUUCCAUUCUCUGAUCCCAAAAUUUGUUCCACACUCUGAUAUUGUGAACAUUGUUGUUGUGUUUGCUUCUCUGAGAGCAUCAAGAGACACUCCCAUUUGCUUUUGUUUCCUCCCAAGUCCCUUCGCUGUUGAUGUCAUUCAGUUGAGGCCCAUUGAUGUCAUAGU
Arachis ipaensis is the source of this 1343-nucleotide messenger RNA. RefSeq lists its product as uncharacterized. Lineage: Eukaryota; Viridiplantae; Streptophyta; Magnoliopsida; Fabales; Fabaceae. The record is from RefSeq and is a predicted model, not a curated record.